Messenger RNA from Limulus polyphemus (Atlantic horseshoe crab), 641 nucleotides. Its product is annotated as DNA fragmentation factor subunit beta-like. Lineage: Eukaryota; Metazoa; Arthropoda; Merostomata; Xiphosura; Limulidae. Gene Ontology annotation, cellular component: nucleus; cytoplasm. Gene Ontology annotation, molecular function: DNA endonuclease activity. The record is from RefSeq and is a predicted model, not a curated record. The annotation marks the transcript as partial. Gene Ontology annotation, biological process: apoptotic process; apoptotic DNA fragmentation. The transcript has 5 exons.
AAACAAACUAUUGUAGACUAAAAACCAGAUGAGUAACAAAGGUAUUUUUGAGGUGAAUGCUUCAUAGUCAAACUGUUGAGAAAAUGCCAAGGACAAGGAAGGCUGAGAAUAAAAACCUGGAAGUUAAACCUAUAACAUUUUUGAUUCAAAGGUCAUCUUGUAAAGAGAGAAGAAAAACUGUACUGGCAAAAUCAUUCAUGGAAUUGAAAAGAAAGGCCUGUUUAGAGUUUAAGAUUGACAGCAACGAUGUAAAGUUUGUUUUACAAGAUGGUACUGAAGUAUCAGAUGAUGAUUUUCUGCAGACACGACCAAAUUAUACCUGUUUAACAUUACUGAAACAAGAAGAAUUUUACAGUUAUUUACCACAACAAGUCAAAGAAGCCUUAGACACCAUUGCGACUGUAAUAACCCAGAACAAAAGGGUAUUCAUAGAAGCAGAUGAAUUUGUUGAAGAAAAACUACAUUUACUCCAACAACUCCAGAAAAUAAUUGAAAAGAUAGUAGUAUCAGAUGAACAGAAAUUUGCUGAUUUAAGGAAAGACCAUAUGGAAUGGUUUGAAGGCUUAGAUUAUAGAUAUACAUCUAAGAAAGAAUUCAUGCAAGGCAAUGCACAACAAAGAAUCAGAAGCUACUAUUAUAAG